This is a messenger RNA of Penicillium expansum, 1845 nucleotides long. RefSeq names its product GMC family oxidoreductase. Gene Ontology annotation, molecular function: flavin adenine dinucleotide binding; oxidoreductase activity, acting on CH-OH group of donors. NCBI's taxonomy places the organism in Eukaryota, Fungi, Ascomycota, Eurotiomycetes, Eurotiales, Aspergillaceae. The transcript has a single exon. Bases 1 to 1845 code for a protein of 614 amino acids. The record is from RefSeq and is a predicted model, not a curated record.
AUGAAGUCUAUAAUCCUCUCGUGCUUUGUUAUCUCUGCGGCCGCAUCCCAGAGCUACCUGCCCACUGAACAGAUCGAUGUCCAAUCCAGUCUUCUUUCUGACCCUAACCACGUCGCCGGCAAGACUGUUGACUAUAUGAUUGCCGGAGGUGGCUUAACGGGCCUCACCAUUGCCGCCAAGUUGACUGAGAACCCUAACAUCAAUGUCCUGGUCAUUGAGAACGGCUUUUACGAGUCUAGCGAGGGAGAGAUCAUUGAGGAUCUGAACGACUACGGCGACAUUUUCGGCACCACUGUUGACCACGCCUAUGAAAUUGUCUCUCAGGCGAUCAAUAACCGAACCGAGAACAUCCGAUCUGGCAAUGGUCUUGGAGGGUCAACUUUGACCAAUGGUGGCUCCUGGACACGUCCCCACAAAGCUCAGAUCGAUUCUUGGGAGAAGGUGUUUGGAAACAAGGACUGGAACUGGGACAACUUGUUCCCAUACAUGCAGAAGGCCGAGAUCGCCCGUCCUCCGAACGAUGUUGAGAUCGCCGCUGGCCACUUCUAUAAUUCUUCCUGUCACGGAACGAACGGCACUGUUCAUGCUGGUCCCCGGAACAACGGAGAACCCUACUCUCCAAUAAUCGAGACCCUUAUGGAUUCUGCCAAGGAACGUGGUGUUCCCACCCAGCUAGAUUUCCACUGUGGGGUCCCUCGCGGUAUUUCUAUGAUUCCCAAUGCGCUACACGAGGAUCAGGUUCGCUCGGAUGCUGCGCGUGAAUGGCUUCUGCCCAACUACAAACGCCCGAAUCUGCAGGUUCUGACAGGUCAGUUUGUUGGAAAGGUCCUCAUCAACCAAACUGCUACUUCUGGCGCUAUUCCUGGUUACAAAGCCGUUGGUGUAAACUUCGGCACCAACAAGAAUGUGAACUCCAAUGUAUACGCCAAGCACGAAGUAUUGCUAGCUUCCGGCUCUGCUGUCUCCCCCCGGAUCCUAGAAUACUCGGGCAUUGGCUUGAAAUCUGUACUCGAUGCCGCCGGUAUUCAGCAAAUUGUUGAUCUCCCUGUCGGUCUCAACAUGCAGGACCAAACCACCACUACCGUGGGCUCUCGUACCAAGCCCUCUGGCAAUGGUCAAGGUCAGGCCAUCUAUUUUGCUACUUUCAAUGAGACGUUUGGGGAUUACGCUCCUCCGGCCCACGAGUUGCUCAACACCAAGUUGCACCAGUGGGCUACUGAGACGGUUGCGCGAGGUGGUUUCCAUAAUGUGACUGCUCUUGAGAUUCAGUAUGAGAACUACCGUGAUUGGCUGGUCAAUGAAGAAGUUGCCUAUACGGAGUUGUUCCUCGAUACUUCCGGCAAAAUCAAUUUUGAUUUAUGGGAUCUUAUUCCAUUCACUCGUGGUUCCGUGCAUAUCCAGGGUAACGACCCCUACCUACGACGGUUUUCUUACGACCCUAAGUUCUUCAUGAACGAACUGGAUCUUCUUGGCCAAGCUGCUGGGUCGAAGCUUGCGCGCGAGAUUUCCAACACCGGGGGUAUGCAGACCUACUUUGAUGGCGAGACUACACCAGGAUCCAACUUGGCGUACAAUGCCGACUUAGACCAGUGGGUGGAUUAUGUCAAGCAGAACUUCCGCGCCAACUGGCACGCUGUCGGCACCUGCUCGAUGAUGGCAGAGGAGCUUGGUGGUGUUGUUGAUUCUGCGGCUCGAGUGUAUGGUGUCGAGGGCCUUCGCGUGGUUGACGGUUCGAUCCCGCCGACUCAGGUGUCUUCCCACGUCAUGACUGUCUUCUACGCCAUGUCUCUGAAGAUUUCCGACGCUAUUCUGGCAGACUUCCAUGCCAAGUCUUCGAAGCACUGA